Molecule: messenger RNA, 2717 nt
Organism: Selaginella moellendorffii
Lineage: Eukaryota; Viridiplantae; Streptophyta; Lycopodiopsida; Selaginellales; Selaginellaceae
Product: aminopeptidase M1-A
Exons: 18
Coding region: 1-2556 (851 amino acids)
Biological process (GO): peptide catabolic process; proteolysis
Cellular component (GO): cytoplasm
Molecular function (GO): metalloaminopeptidase activity; peptide binding; zinc ion binding
Source: RefSeq, a predicted model, not a curated record
AUGGCGAGCAGUCGAUUGCCCAAAACUGUGCUGCCUCGUCGCUAUGAGCUGGAGCUAUGGGUGGAUCUCGAUGCCUGUGCAUUCAAAGGCAAGCUCCAAAUUCUCCUGGACAUUGUGGAGCCAGUUUCCAAAGUUGUCCUGAAUGUUGCGGAUCUUAUUCUGGAAACUGAAUCGCUAUGUUUGCGCUAUGUGGAGGAUUUCGAUGAGAUCGUUCAUCCAGCGGCAUCUACAGUCGAUCAAGAGAAUGAACUGCUAGUGUUGAACUUCGGUGAAAAAAAACUGCAUGUAGGAAAAGCAACUCUGUUUAUCGACUAUCAUGGAUUGCUCAACGAGAAGCUUGACGCAUUUUAUCGAAGCACUUACAAGAGCGGAGGGGUUGAGAAAAACAUGGCUGUAACAGUUUUUGAGCCUGCUGAUGCACGAAGGUGCUUCCCUUGCUGGGAUGAACCAGAUUUUAAGGCGUGUUUUAAAUUUAAAGUUCAUGUUCCUGUCGAUCGCAUGGUUCUGUCAACUAUGCCUGCUCUGCAGGAGGUAGUAAACAGGAACACCAAGAUGGUUGAGUUUCAAGAAUCUCCUCUAAUGUCAACCUACAUAACUGCUAUUGCGAUUGGUGAAUUCGAACAUCUGGAAGGUGUGUCCGAUGAUGGUAUUCCGGCAAGAGUGUACACAAGAUCUGAACAGCUGCAGAAAGCAAAAUUCGGAUUCGAUAUAAUGCUGAAAGUGCUUCCUUUUUAUGCAAGAUUCUUUCAACUGCAAUAUCCUCUUCCCAAGCUGGAUAUUGUGUCAGUUGCAGCAUUCAAGGCUGGUGCUCUUGAAGAAUUUGGUCUUAUAGUUUUUCUGGAUGAUGCUUUGUUUGUAGAUGAAAAUACUACAACUUUGAAGAAACAGGAGGUUGCUAUAAACGUGGCUCAUGAAGUUGGGCACAUGUGGUUUGGUAACCUUGUCACACUAGAAUGGUGGACUCAUAUCUGGCUUAACGAAGGCAUGGCUACUUGGAUUAGUUAUAUGGCUGUCGAUUAUCUUUUCCCCGACUGGAACAUCUGGAUGGAAUUUCACAAAGAAAUCAUGUAUGAUGCUUUCAAGUUGGAUGCCUUGGAAUCAACUCAUCCAGUUGAGAUGGAAGUGCAGCAUGCUCGUCAAACCAUGGAAGUCUUUGAUGUUAUUGGCUAUUGCAAGGGAGCCUCACUAAUUUAUAUGCUGCAAGACUAUGUUGGUCUAACGGAUAUCCAGAGAGGCUUGCAACUGUACAUGGAGAAAUUUGCCUUUAGUAACGCAAAGUCAGACGAUUUAUGGGAUUGUAUCCAGGAAGUAACUGGAAAACCAAUCAAAGACUUGAUGUGCUCUUGGACAAAGCUGAACGGGUAUCCAAUUUUGAAGGCCACAAUGCUGAAUGACCAUGAGCUAGAGAUUGAACAGACUCGGUUUCUUGCAAGUGGACAGCCCGCCGAGGGGCAAUGGAUAGUUCCUGUUAAACUUAUUUCGGGAUCUUACAACUGCCAACAAAGUAUAUUGCUCAAGGACAGAAAGUGUAUAGUUCGCCUGCCAGCACGAACUGUAGUGAAACUUAACAUUGGACAAAGCGGAUUCUAUCGCGUGGAGUAUGAUGAACAACUGCUUACAGCUUUGAAAGACUCAAUUUCCUCAGGCUGGCUUUCUCCUGUCGAUAGACUAGGUGUUCUGGACGAUAUGUUUGCCUUAUGCCAGUCCACAAGACAGCCCCUGUCUGCUUUAUUGUCUCUCCUGGAGGUUUACAGACAGGAAGACGAUCCCACCGUCUUGUCACAUAUGAUCACCGUUGCACUCUCUUUACUUGAUGUGGUAUCUGUUGCAAUCCCAAGUUCAAAAGAAAGAGUAAGUAAUUUCUUAGUUGGACUAAUGGAAAACGCAACCAGCAAACUCAGCUGGGAAGCCGUUCAAGGUGAAAGUCAUUUGAAUUCCGGUCUCAGGGAGGAACUUUUGCAUGCUUUAGUGGUUCUUGGGCAUGAGAAAACCAUAUUGGAAGCCAAGAGGCGAUUCAAGAACAAGGCGAUGGUCCCCCUGGCAUCAAACAUGUUGAAGGCCGCAUAUGCAAGUGUGAUGAAAGAUUGUAAUCGAUAUGGAUUCGAUGAGCUGCUUGAAAUUUACAAAUCUUCAGAUAAGUUGGAGGAACGUAACCUGGCAUUGAGCACACUGGCAGGAUCUUCCGACCCUGUCCUCGUCGUUGAAGCUUUGAAUUUUUCACUAUCCCCAGCGGUGCGGCCUCAAAACGUCACCGACAUCUUCUCCGGGUUAACAAUAACCAACGGUAUCACAGCUUGGAACUGGCUCAAGGAAAAUUGGGGUCCAGUGCACGCAAAAUUAGGAGAAGGUUUCCUGCUGCGCAGACUUGUGGACAGAGUUGCCUCAAAGCUUUGGACUAGCGAUAUCGUAGAUGAUGUCAAAGAGACUAUAUCUUCCAGAAUUUCCUUCUUCCGAAAGUUUUCUGGCCGGUGCAGUGAGAAAGUGAAACUCAUGGCUCUAUGGGUCGAAGCCAUAAGAAGACAAGACUCAACUCCAACUCCAACCCAAUCUUUGUGAGCGAUUGUCAACUUACCGACCAAGCAAAUUCAACAAUAUGAACCAAAUUCUACAGAAACUUGUCUAUAGAACUCAUGCUCCCGUAGAGAUCACUCAUCAGCACGUAGGCACUUGCAUCUUCCUUUGUGCCAACAGCCUGCACCAGUGCCUCAAAUGUAACC